GGCAAAACAUAUAAGCUUAGCUAGCUUGUUAAGAUACCUGCAAAAAGACAUGGAUGAGUUCAUAACCCGUCCUUACGUGGAGAAGAAGGAGGAGCUUGCUGCUUUUGACGCAGAGAUUAAGAGACUGGACAGGGAGAGAGUCGAGAAGAACGAUAUGCACGACAACUACAUUGGAGGCGAUUUGGGGUAUCUCAACUCCCUUAGGAAGCUGCUGCGUGACUUGGAUGAGAAUGUGGCGCGGGCCAAAUAUGAGUACCAGCAGAAACAAGAAGACCUUCGUGCUUACAUGAGGGAGCUGAGGCUUAACAUGAUGAACAUCUAUGAGAAUGCCAAAUGGAUACUCGACGUCGUUGAUUCAGGCGGCGGCGACGACGACGAUGAUCGUUAUGCCCGCCGGUGGAACAAUCUGCAAAAGAAGCGAGUCAUCUGUUUCAGCCGGGUCGUUGAGAAGAAUAACAAUGCCGCCGACGACUAUGAAGCUUUGGACAAAAUUUUUACCGACCUUUAUGCUCUCGACGUCAAAGCCAAGGCCCUUGAGGAUGGUUCCGCCUGGAUUUAAUUUUUCACCCACAGCUUUCUGGUACGUCAGGUUAAUUUGUGCUUCGAGGCUGGAAUGGAGUGACCAGCUGUAUUUACAUUUUCAAGUUUCUUCAAGUGGCUUUAAUUAGGCCAGUGUCGAAUGUUGUUAUGAUGUAGUUUGUUCAGUGUCGAAUGUUUCAAGUGCAUGCCCAGGUUC
Linum tenue is the source of this 736-nucleotide messenger RNA. The record is from the annotation of a GenBank genome assembly. NCBI's taxonomy places the organism in Eukaryota, Viridiplantae, Streptophyta, Magnoliopsida, Malpighiales, Linaceae.